Molecule: messenger RNA, 1122 nt
Organism: Trichophyton rubrum CBS 118892
Lineage: Eukaryota; Fungi; Ascomycota; Eurotiomycetes; Onygenales; Arthrodermataceae
Exons: 4
Coding region: 1-1122 (373 amino acids)
Molecular function (GO): dioxygenase activity
Source: RefSeq, a predicted model, not a curated record
AUGUCUUUCGAUUCGAUUCCGAUCCUUGAUCUUUCGGCGGCCCGAGAUGCUGCGAAGAAACCCGGCUUCCUCAAUGAGCUGCGCCAUGCACUGCUAGAAGUCGGCUUCCUCUAUAUCAAGAACACCGGGAUCGAUGGCAAGUUGAUAGAAGAUGUCAUCGUUGAAGGGAAGAAAUUCUUUGACCUUCCGGUGGAGAAGAAGCUGGAAAUUGAGAUGAAGAAUGCCCCCAGUUUUCUUGGAUACAGCAGAUUGGGUGGUGAGAUCACCCGUUUUAAGACCGACUGGAGAGAGCAGAUUGAUCUCUCUACAAACCAUCCUGUUCCUGGUCCUUCUGAUCCGCUCUAUCACAAUCUACUAGCACCGAAUCAGUGGCCAGACGAGUCGUCUAUUCCUCGUUUUCGUCCUGUGUAUGAGGAGUACAUGGAGAGGAUGGGCGCUAUCAGCAUGGAAUUCAUCUCCCUGGUUGCAGAAGCAAUCGGCCUACCAGCUAAUGCCUUUGAUCGAUUCUUUGACAAAGACCAGCAACACAAGUUGAAGAUAGUCAAAUACCCUGAUUUAGAAGAGUUGGGAGUCGAUGGGGAAGCCCAGGGCGUUGGUCCGCAUAAAGAUAGCAUGCUCACGAGUUAUCUCCUUCAAGCAACGAAGCAUCGCGGUCUGCAGGUUCAGAACCACCGAGGCGAAUGGAUCGAUUGCCCCCCAAUAGAUGGCACUUUGGUUGUAGCUAUGGGCCAGGGGCUAGAGGCUAUUACCCAAGGAGUUUGUCAGAGUACAACCCACCGAGUACUAAGUCCAGCCCGUGGAGCUGGUGCACGAUUCAGCGUCCCCUUCUUCCAAGGUGUAAGCUAUGACGCCACAUUUGAAAGUAUGGAUGUGCCAGAACAAGUCAAGAAGCUUCGACAGGAAGUUAUCGAGAGGAAUGGGAUCCGUCAAGACGAUAUUGAAUUCACCUUUUCCAAGGGCCGCUGGGGCCAUCUUGGUGAAGCCACCCUGAUGAACCGCAUAAAGAGCCAUCCAGAUGUUGGCGAACGCUUCUAUCCUGCACUUCUACAGCAGAUUCGGGACGAACAGGCAAGGAACAAUCAGAUAACAGAAGCGCCUCAGGGGCUCAAAGUUCAAGUGUGA